CGUAUACGGGCCCGGCCACUCCGCACACAACGAUAUAAAGCACGGUGCAGUUGGGUGAUAAAAAGAAAACAAAAACAACUCACCGAGCCGCAAACAACGACGGACGGACGGUUGCUGCUGCAUUUUCGCUGCACCACACUGCUGCACUGGUUGUGUUACAUUCGUUUUUUGUUCCGUUGCUGCACUUGUUGUACAUUAGGCCAUCUUCUCUUCUGUUCUUCCGCGUUUAAGCUGUUCAUUCGCUCGCUGUUCGUGUUCGUGCCAUUUGCGAUACCUUUGCGUUUGUACUUUAAUUUUGUUUGUUAAGUGUCGGGUUGUUUUUUGUGUGUAUUAUUCGCAUUUCCUCCCGCGUGUGCCGGUGUGCAGCAGAUUUUGUGCCGAUUUUUGUUUCUAGGUGGUAAAAAGGCGUAACUAAUUAUGUCAAAGCCGAACGUGCUAGUCCUUGGAGGAUGUGGAUUUAUUGGACGCCAUCUAGUGGAACAUCUCGUCACCCAUGAUCUGGCCGGUCGCAUAAAGGUGGUGGACAAAACGCCACCCCUAAUGGCGUGGCUAAACAGCCGCCACACGCAAGCCUUCGCCAGCGAGCGGGUAGAAUUCGUCAGCGCCAACCUAAUAAAUCCCACAUCGUGCCAAAAUGCGUUCCAAAGCGAGGGCACCGGCCAGCAGGAGGAGUCCGAGGGUGGCUGUUGGGAUUAUGUGAUAAACUGUGCGGCCGAAACGAAACCCGGCCAAACGGACCCGGUGUAUCAGGAAGGUAUACUGAAGCUAAGCUUAAACUGUGCAACGGAGGCUGUGAAGCAGAAAGCGAAGCGUUACAUCGAACUCAGCACGGGCAGCAUGUGCUCGGACGAGAAGGUACCGCAGCGGGAAGACUGUCCGGUCGAACCGUGGACGAUGGUCGGCAAGUAUAAGGCGAAGGUGGAACAGGAACUGGCUGCCAUAAAGGAUUUGCCCUACACCAUACUGAGACUGCCGAUCUGCUAUGGCGUUGGCGAUCGGAAGGGACUGACACCACGCAUCAUUAUAGCGGGUAUCUAUAAACAUCUUGGCGAAACGAUGAAACUGCUCUGGACCGGAACGAUGAAGAUGAACGUGGUGCACGUAGAAGACGUGUGCGGCAGCAUUUGGGAGCUGCUGCAAACCGAUCGCACACUGCACGAAACGAUCAACGUGUGCGACGACAGCAAUGCGACGCAGGCCCUGAUAAGCGAACUGCUGGCCGACAUGUUUGGCAUCAAGAUCGACUACUGGGGCGUUACCAUGUCGAACAUGACGAAGCUCGACAUGGCCGGUGCUAUCGAGGAAAUUAACGACCGCCAUCUGGGACCGUGGGCCGAACUGUGCCAGCGGGACGGUGUGCAAAAUACGCCGCUCACACCGUACAUGGACCAGGAGCUGCUGCUGCACAAGCAUUUGCAUUUGAGCAACGAGAAGCUAAAGUCGUACGGGUACCGGUUGCGCCGUCCGCACAUUACGCGGGAACUGCUGGAGGAAAUAGUGCAGGAUUUCAUCGAGAUGAAUCACUUUCCGCGUACCUUGCUUGCUUAAAAGUGCAUCAAGCGUACGUUCCCAGAGCGUAGCUAGAUAUGCAAAAUCCUAGCCUCUACAGCCCCCCUACGUACAAGUGUACGAGAUCUCGAGCGAUGGAUUCAUCUCCGUACGGUGACGGUGAGAGAAGCAAGAAUCUGCUGUUGAGGAGCCGGCAAGGCAACGCGUGAUUAUAACUUAACAAUUUUUACACCUAUGGUGCCGGAAGUAAUACCUUCGCCUAACACGCCUAGCGUACGUUAUAUGCAUUUGUCGCAACGACAGAUAGUCGUUGUCGGACGUCUCAGGAUGGGUGUCUCCGCUCGUGGGAGCUUAUCUGUCAGUGCCCCGCCCCCCUUUUCACCAUUCCACGUCCGAGUGUGAUUUUCGAUUAGUUUAACUAAAGUGACGAACGGGCGAGCUAAACCAAGCCGUUUCCGGAUUGAUAUGAUCUAGAGAGACCACAGGGGGUCUCUCAAAGCAAAGGGUAAAGACAUUUUUACGGAAUUUAUGCGUAUUAGUAUUAUUAUUGGAACUGUGAAACGAACACCAUGUGCCUAAACGAAAUUUUAUGAUAAAAGAAGAACGAAAAAAAAACACACAAAUAAACCCCCGUGUAUCGUUAUCGUCGUGGCGUCGUGCAGUAAAUAAAGUCUAUAAAUAUUCCAUUAUA
Anopheles stephensi (Asian malaria mosquito) is the source of this 2200-nucleotide messenger RNA. RefSeq lists its product as uncharacterized. NCBI's taxonomy places the organism in Eukaryota, Metazoa, Arthropoda, Insecta, Diptera, Culicidae. The record is from RefSeq and is a predicted model, not a curated record. The transcript is spliced from 3 exons. Bases 418 to 1548 code for a protein of 376 amino acids.